AUGAGUUUACCGGCGAAUUCAAACGAUAACAAACGAAGGAACUCCCACGAUGAUUCCGAUACGUCUGAUGGCGACGAAAGGCCGGUCAGAGGUAAACAGCCAGGCAAUCCCAAACAACACCGCCGUAUCGAAGAACGACGACGCAAGUUUGAACAAAAACUUUUGGAAGAACUUAAAUCUUUAGUGAGCUCGGUUCAAUUUGGUCAAACAACGGCUAAACUAACUCAAUUGAAUGUUUUACAAAUUGCAAAGGAUCUAAUCGAGGAGAUCGAUACUCGAAACGGCAAUCAGCAACUUUUACCAUCGUAUUUAACGGCUGAAGAAGAUCAGUUUCUCAAUUUCGAAGUUAAUAAUACUUUUAUGUUCAGCGUCACAAUUCAAGAUGGAAUUUUUCGUAUUCUCAAUGUUAACGAUUCCAUCGAACGAAUACUCGAUUUCAAACCAGAACAAUGGAUUGAUCAAGAUUUCUUAUCUUUUGUUCAUCCAAAUGAUGCACAUCUGGUUCGUAACCAAAUACUCUCGUUAUUUCAUCAACCCGCACAAAAACACACAAUUAAAUGUCAGCUUGCACGAAGUGAUGGUUCAUACGCUCCGAUUCUCAUCAAUGGAAUAGUCAAAAAGCUUGAUCAACAGUACAGACCUGUUGCAAACAACGAACUCGGCUAUUUAGCCUUUAUUGGUAUUGCUCACUUGCCACUGAUAGACAAAUACAAAGAAGAAAAUGUUUUACUCCAUAAAAAACCGAAUAUACAGGUUUUUCUAUGCCGAUGUUCAGUGAAUAAUUGGAAAAUCUUCCUUGUUGAUAAUUCAGUAACUACUCUACUAUCGGCAUCGUUCGAACAAUUUAGUAAUCGAUCGGUUCUCGAAUUUAUCAAUGCAAACGAUCAAGCGGAGGUCGAACGAGCUCUGAUCAACGCAUGUUCAACAUCGAGCGACGAUUUCAUCACAUGCCAAUUCAUUCAUGCGCCAAUUGGUAUAAUCACAAUGGUUCUAGAAAUUCAUCCCAUGAUGAAUACAAAGCGGCCGGACAUGUCUUUUGUUGAAUUAAGAUUUACAAACGUCAAUGAUUUCAUUCAAAAUUCUCCAGAUGCUGGUGAUCUAUCGGUGCUGUCAAACGACUUGACUUUGUUCAAAUAA
Messenger RNA from Adineta ricciae, 1137 nucleotides. The record is from the annotation of a GenBank genome assembly. Lineage: Eukaryota; Metazoa; Rotifera; Eurotatoria; Adinetida; Adinetidae.